AUGUGCAUGAGGCAGGAGCUCCACAAGCUGGAGGAGAUUUCUCUCACCUGCGGCCUGUGCCAGUUCCCUUCUGGGGAGUUUGGCCAGCUUGUCCAAGAUGUCUCUGCUCUGGUCCCAGAUGACAAGCUGGUGAUGCAGGAUGAUACCCCUGUAGGGGGAGAAAUUCUCUUCAACCACCUGCAUGGGGUAACCAGUAAACCCUCACACAGUGUGAUGCUUGAUGAGGAGAAGCUAUGGUGAGAGGCCCUGUACAGUGACUCAAAGGCUUCCAUGAGCUGCCACUUUCCUGUAGGGAAUGAUUUGUGUUCAAAAAAAAGCCUAGGGGACAGGCAGAUUUUUGUGGCCUGCAUUGAGGCCCAUCAGUAUCAAUCUUCAAAUCAUUGGAACAGCCCUUGGAGGUCAGACUGGAGUUUUGCCCUGACUCCAUUUAGCACUCAAGUUACAGGGAUCUUUCUCCUCAACAUACACUACUUCAAAGAUGUCAACCUCCAUGGGACUGUCAGCAAGUCUGUGAGUGUGACUCUAAAUGCAAUAGACCAAAGACAGUUUGCCACAGAUUUUGUGAAAUCCAUGAAAGCUGAGGACACCAAGUUUCAUAUUGUCAUUCUGGAAAACAUUCAGGUUUUGUCAGAGGUUAUAUAGGGGGAAAAAAUGCAGAGGAAACUCCCUGUUACUUGCACUUUUAUGAACUGGAAUAAGCUAUUGUAUGAUCAGCAUCUGAACACCAGUGUCUCCACUACAGAAAUGCCUCCAUGCUUACUGAAACCCACUAUUUUAUAUAGUGGCCUAAAAAUAAACAAAACGAAACAAACCACAAAACAAGAUUGUUUAGUUGACUUAUUUCUAGAUUAUUCAGGAGAGUGCAGAAACUGUCAUCAACUGCCAUUCAG
Molecule: messenger RNA, 890 nt
Organism: Mesitornis unicolor (brown roatelo)
Lineage: Eukaryota; Metazoa; Chordata; Aves; Mesitornithiformes; Mesitornithidae
Product: F-actin-capping protein subunit alpha-2-like
Biological process (GO): actin cytoskeleton organization; barbed-end actin filament capping
Cellular component (GO): actin cortical patch; F-actin capping protein complex
Molecular function (GO): actin filament binding
Source: RefSeq, a predicted model, not a curated record